Striga asiatica is the source of this 384-nucleotide messenger RNA. The record is from the annotation of a GenBank genome assembly. NCBI's taxonomy places the organism in Eukaryota, Viridiplantae, Streptophyta, Magnoliopsida, Lamiales, Orobanchaceae.
AUGCAAGAGAUCCUAUCCAGCCAGUCCAGUACCUGUAGCGAACCGAGCCAGAAGGACCAGUGGAUACCCGACUCGAAGACAAGGGGAGUAAGGAAGGAAGCUAAAGCAAGCCUAGCCCUGAAAGCGAGAGCCCGAGGAUCGAGAUCUAGCAUUUCAACCAAAAGUCCUUUAACCUUUGGUCAAGGGUUUGAUAAACCACCGACUUGCCCAGUACUUUCACGAUCAGUGCUCUGCACCAUGGUUUCAAAAGAGCUUGCCUGGGAGACACCGUGGCUAGUUACCGUACUGGCAUUCAUACGGUCUUACUUCCACAAUCACAGCCAGCCGUCUUGUCUCCAGUCGAAGCUAGCUCUACAACCUCUGGUUUAUCCUAAAGCGGAUUAA